Ceratosolen solmsi marchali is the source of this 544-nucleotide messenger RNA. RefSeq names its product Odorant-binding protein 56g. The coding region runs from base 76 to 444 and encodes 122 amino acids. The record is from RefSeq and is a predicted model, not a curated record. Gene Ontology annotation, molecular function: odorant binding. NCBI's taxonomy places the organism in Eukaryota, Metazoa, Arthropoda, Insecta, Hymenoptera, Agaonidae. The transcript has 5 exons.
AAGCUCAGUUAGUGAGUUCAGUCGAUGUGCGAGAGUCCAAUAAUAUUGUGAGAUCCUUUAGUUAAUCAAUUAACGAUGAGACUACUUAUCCCUAUUCUCGCAGUGAUCUGCAUUGUUGGUGUUAAGGGGCAUGAAUUUACAGAAAAGGAGAAGAACCAGAGUGAUAUGGAAAUAGAAUCAUGUGCAUUUGAAAAUGGUAUUCAUCGAACACAAUUAGAAAACCUAAUGAAAACUAAAAGUGUCUCUGGAACUCGGCAACUCGAUUGUUUUUCGGCCUGUGUAUUAAAAAAAAGUGGAUUUAUGAACGACGAUGGGACGUUUAAUGAAAACAAUAAUGUACAAAAAGAGGAAAUUAUAAAGUGUAGACAACUAAAGGGCCCAUCUACUUGUGAAACUGGUGGCAAAGUGUUGCAGUGUUUACUCGACAAUGGUAUAAUACCGUAAUCAAUAGCUUAAUAUAAGAAAACUUAUAUGAUAAGAGUUGUUAAACAACUUAUGAGAACGGCCCUCACAGAUUUAUAAUUGUUAUUACAAAAAUAUCUCA